This is a messenger RNA of Ornithodoros turicata, 2877 nucleotides long. It is a transcript of the gene Pop1, whose product is annotated as ribonucleases P/MRP protein subunit POP1-like. Lineage: Eukaryota; Metazoa; Arthropoda; Arachnida; Ixodida; Argasidae. The coding region runs from base 309 to 2816 and encodes 835 amino acids. Gene Ontology annotation, biological process: tRNA 5'-leader removal. The transcript is spliced from 10 exons. The record is from RefSeq and is a predicted model, not a curated record. Gene Ontology annotation, cellular component: ribonuclease MRP complex; nucleolar ribonuclease P complex.
AAACUGUCGUUGGUAUCGUCAUCACCAAAACACGUGCUGGUUUGAUUUGAUCUUUGAUGUGAUGUGAGCUCGAAGAUCACACAUGUGUUUUUGUUUGUGAAACAUGCAAGCCCUCAUUAUGCAUUCUUCACCACUUUACUGAACCACAUCGGAGAAACAGGAGCUGUAGAUGCUUGGUUUUUGACAGCGAAAUCUCUGUCACUGAGGUGCAUCACUCGUUCACCUAAAAACUCGUAGACAUUAUGUUGUAAAUACUAAUCAACGUCCAGUCCCGGCUUACCGCUUGCAACUAGUAUAAUUCCUGAAACAUGGGAGACCCGACAGAGUAUUAUGCAAAGUGCGCGGAAGUGGUAGCAGGAGAAAGCUCAAAUAAAAGUGAUCCCGUCGAAAAUGGUCAUGACCUCGCCGGUGUUCAACUGUCUCGAAAGCGCCCUCCAUCGGAUGACGAUACCCAUGGCCCAGUGAAGUCUAAUAAGAUUGAAGACUCACCGCUUUUCGCCGGCAUGAGGUUCCCUCAUGACGUGCCGUUGUUGAAGCUGCUGAACUCUCGAGCUGACGAAAUAGCAGACAUAGUAAAGAACGUGGAACAGAAGCAUCCGAAGCUCAUAUCGCAGCAACUGCCGCGGCAUAUGAGAAGACGUGCAGUGAGCCACGACAAGCGUAGACUGCCGAAACGUCUCAAAGACAAGUUGGGCUUCGAGCCUGCACCGCCAAAGGGCAAACGACCCAGCAGGAAGCACAGGAGACGACCUCGGAACCUGUUGGCUGAAUACGCCCGCAGGAGUCGUAAGCACGUCUGGCUGGAAACCCACAUCUGGCAUGCCAAGCGGUUCAAGAUGGCAGAAAUGUGGGGAUACAAGAUACCGGUGCACCCCUAUGACAAGGGAAUCAGGGCAGCUUAUCGUGGUGCUGCUCAUCAUGUUUUACUUCACGACUUGUCGUUCUACAACUGCGUAGAAUUAAUUGGAAAACAGGAAGAUCUCUUAGAAAAGCUCUCUCUCGUAACUUCAUCGAACACAGGUCUGACUUUUAAGGCAAAGGUCUACGUUUCGGGAAAGGAAGAAGGUUCGACCGUGCUCUACAGUAAGUCCAGCUACCCGUUUGGAGCAAUUGGAAAAGUUAAGUUCAUGUGGAGACCUCUUGCGAGCAACCAGAGAACAGAGUCCCAUAAUCGACAGCUUUGGAUUUGGGUCCAUCCAUCGAUACAUGCUCAAGUCACGGAAGAAUUUAUCGGGUUGUUCGAACUUAAGAAAGUCGAAUCUGCGGAUGCGGACCACUGUGGUUCUACAGAUGGGGCAAAAGCUGACACCACAACGGACCACUUCGAACGAACCGUCCUCUACGCUGGCGAAAGGGUCUCGAUGAUUCUUCUCAAAGACAAUCUGGUCCGAUUUUCACUUACCGGACCGCUAGCCAGAGCAGUGUUGACAGCGGCGUUCACACCUUCGACAGUGGGUGGGGUGGAAUGCGUAAAUGAAAAGUGUUGGUGGAAGACUUAUUAUCGGGAGGAAGGAAAGGGUGCUCAAGACAAGCUUUGGGAUCAAAUCAGGACCAAGGAGCUGCGGGAAAGCAGUCUUCCGCAAAGGUGCAUCUUGGGUCAGGUCGUGCGGGAUCCUCGGCUGCUGUUGCCGAAGACACGGACUAAAGUGGAUGACGAGUCCACCGAGGAACAGUCCACAAGACGACACACUCCCUACGAGCUGGACCCUUCCUUGAGUGAUUCUCCCAUUUGGAACCCAGCGGUUCGAGACGAAGUCACUCUUUCGAAGGUGUCAGAGUGUCAGCUCAACUUCCUGCGUUCGCAGAACACCCUUCCCGGUACACCGAUAGAGCUGGGAGACAAGGAGUCACGUGUUCCCAUUCUCGCGAUACGCAAAGCAGGGUCAAAAGAUAGAGGCUUCGGGCAAGGUUGGGACGUCAUCCUUCCAUCAGGGUGGGCAAGACCCUUCUGGAUCGCAUUAAUCUACAGGGGAGCACGUGCAGCUGGUCUGCGUGAAUUGCGCAGCAUGACGCUGCAAAUGGGAGAACUCUGCUUUCCAUUCGAGCACCCCGACACUAAAGCAACGCGGAGCUUCGAGGAGGAGAACAGGAAGGAGCUGAUGGCGAAACACUAUCGGUACCCACCGGACAAGCGCCCCUCUUUCCAGAAGCUCGGAGUACUCUGCCCCUACUUCUUCCCUUGGACCCAACUUCUUCGUGAGUGGUCUACCACACUUCCACCUCAGCUUACGAGUGGUGGUACUGGAGAUAGCUUCUUUGUGAUCAACGAUCGUCGGAUACUACGAGCAAUCGGCUGCACUUUUGACAAACUGUCAGCAAAGAACCCACCUUGCAUCCGCACAGCUUUAGAGAACGUGUGCACGAUGGCAAAAACAUCAAAUCUGAACCUCGCACAGUCCCUCGUGGCAGUGCACCUUCGGAGCACGGGUAAAGGUGUCCCGAAACGGUUCGAUUUCAUCUGCAUUCCCACCGAAAACGACAACGAUAAGCAAAUCCCAUUCGAGAAACUGCACAGGGUUGCGAAGCAGCCCAAAAAGGACAAGAAAGCGCCAAAGCCGACGCAGGAGGAACUGUUGCGCAGACCCGAAGUGAACGGCGUAGUCGACCAUUGCUCGCGUAAGCUGCUCGGAUUCGUCGUGAACGGAGACCACUGUUUCUCGACCGCGCGUGGACACGCGGUGGGAUACUGCGCGCUCGCGGCACUCUUCUCGCUAGCGGAAGAGGCUGUCAAAUCCAAGACUGGACCCGUGGUUUUGUACAGGCAUCAGCAUUCUCAACAGUACAGAUUCGCUAGACUUGGGAUCCUGGGCGUGUGAGUGCUGCUGUGCCAUGGCAGAGAGUAACUGCGGUGCAGUAAAGUUAUUUCACUGUUUUGCA